AUGAUGGCUUCGCCUUCACCUGCUAGCAUGCGGUUCGAGGAAAAUAAGUCUGCAUGGCCAUAUUCUUCUCGUCCAACCAAGAGACACAAGCGCACCUCCGGCGGGAAUACCUCAGGACCAUCACCCCGCGAAAUUGGAUUUAUGAGAGAGUCUCAAAACGAUGGAUCCGCCACUUUCUUAGGAAGUUCAAGCGGGAUCCAUUUUAUCCGUCAUGUUUACCAUGCCUUUGCACGUCGUUCAGCAGAUCUGGACCAAUCACGAGCCCGUGACAGAACCUCGGUGCCAGGCGAAGACGACCGGCUACAGCGAAAUGCAGGAAGUAUUCAAAGCUCGGAUGAGAUUUGGACAAGGGAGGAAUUGAAUCAUGCACCAAAUAUCUCAUUUACUUUCGACGAUCUUGUUAUAUGGACACGCAGUUACUUCGAGAAUUGGCAUAUGAUCUUCCCGUGUCUCCACGCUCCGACAGUCUUGAAAACCAUGGAGACAGUCAGUCAAAAAGGGACAGGAUCAGUCAACCGAUCAGAAUUGAUGAUUAUCCGCUCCAUAAUGUCCAUUUCUCUCGGCGAUAAUCGACAGAAAACGUCGUCUAGAUCGAAGCUCAGUCCCGUUCCUUCGGUCUUAGUCUUUCGAUCCAUUCAACAUGUGAUACAAGAUGUACAAAGCCUCCUUGAAGAUCCAACUAGCUUGCCAUUGCUACAAGCAGCCUUUACCGCCCAACUUGCACUCACUUCUCUUCUGCGCCUGAAUGCCGCCUCGCGGGUAGGAGGUGUCAUCACCCGCACUGCAUUCCACCUCGGGUUGCAUCGGUGCCCAAGACGCUUCUCUUGCUUUAGUAGUGAAGAAGCCGAUAUCCGUUGUCGAUUAUUCUGGUCGAUCUAUUCCCUUGAAAGAUAUCUUUCUCAGGCCCUUGGCAUUCCGCUCUCUAUUCGAGAUGACGACAUCGACGUGUGCUACCCUGGUGCCGAGAGACAUUCUUCAAUCAUUAAAUUCCCCGAUGAUCGCAGAUUGCGCUUACUGUGCCAUCUUGCGAAAUUUGCACGGAUUCGAGGUCUGAUAGUUGAACUUCGUAAUAAAUCUAUUCUCCACUGUCACGCCAGCCAGGCCGAAGCGACUCAUGUUACUGGAGAACUGGCGCAAUGGUGGAAUGAAGUUUAUGACGAUGCCAACCCCAUUGAUGAACCCCCAGAAGAUGAUCUAGAACAAGAGCCGGUCUUGCGGCGAUAUCACCGGCUACUCCUAAUGAUACUGAGACACGAAGCUAUCAUCUCGCUCAACCGACCCCUUUUAGCCUCUGAAAAGCCCAGUGCGGAUUACAAGAAUGCUUUGCAGACUUGUAUUGGAUCUUCUAGAUCUAUACUUGCGGCAUUAAAAAAGCAUAUGUCAUCUGAACCGCAAUCUCCGCUCUCCUGGCCAUGCUUUACAUGGUCAACCUGGAUGGCCUGUCUCAUUUUGAUGUAUGCUGCAUGGGAAGAGGAGUUCUCCACGCCCACUGCUCUCAAAUAUGCGAGAAUGGGGAUUGCUAUUUUGGAAAACCUAUCAUUGCGCGGUAGCAGCUGGCCAGAAACCUGUAUUGAGGCGAUCAAAGGCAUGCAAUCUGCUUUCCAGACACAAGCAUCUAGUGUCCAGAAGGCCAAGGCUAGUGCUGCUACAGUUAACGGCGCCGAGAGAUUAACUCAAUCUCCUGCGCAAGCUACGCCAUUGACAAAUAAACGGAUCUCACGAAUGCUGCCGGUUCAGGAUGGAAAUGAUGAGAUUGGAGAUGCAGGUCUCACGCCAAUUCGACCUCGAGCUUUAACGCCGAAUGGAUACGAAGGCCAUCCAGUCCCUACUGGAAUUCAUCCUUUCCAAUCAUCAAUUCGCUCUCCUAUUCAAGGCCUUAGCUCCACAGAGAAUUACGACUCUGCCGUUUUUUCACCCUCUGACAACAUCGGUAACUUUGCCGAGACAUUAGAUCCUGCUGAGAACUAUCUCAGUGGACACUCUUCAGCUGGUCUUGUUUUUGGCAACAUGGCUGACGGAAACCCUGCUUUUAAUCCGAGUUUUUCUGGUCAAGACUCUUUGCCAUUUUCAUCAUCUAUGCCCAUGAACGAUUUAUGGAGUGUGGCUGAUGGCCCAUGGAUGAUUCACAAUAACUUCUUGUGA
Penicillium vulpinum is the source of this 2142-nucleotide messenger RNA. RefSeq names its product CeGAL family transcription factor. Gene Ontology annotation, biological process: DNA-templated transcription. Gene Ontology annotation, molecular function: zinc ion binding; DNA binding. Bases 1 to 2142 code for a protein of 713 amino acids. The record is from RefSeq and is a predicted model, not a curated record. NCBI's taxonomy places the organism in Eukaryota, Fungi, Ascomycota, Eurotiomycetes, Eurotiales, Aspergillaceae. The transcript has a single exon.